Aphis gossypii (cotton aphid) is the source of this 990-nucleotide messenger RNA. RefSeq lists its product as uncharacterized. Lineage: Eukaryota; Metazoa; Arthropoda; Insecta; Hemiptera; Aphididae. The record is from RefSeq and is a predicted model, not a curated record. Bases 1 to 990 code for a protein of 329 amino acids. The transcript has a single exon.
AUGUAUUCUGUGGAGUGGCAGAAACGAGGAUUGCCACAUGCACACAUUUUGAUUUGGUUGGUUGAAAAUAUAAGGCCAAAUGAAGUUGAUGCAGUGAUAUCAGCUGAAAUCCCUAAUGUACAAGUAGAUCCUGGAUUGCAUGAGGUAGUUAUCAAAAACAUGAUACAUGGUCCCUGUGGAACUCUUAAUCAAAAUUCACCGUGUAUGAUGGAUGGUAAAUGUUCAAAACGAUAUCCACGGACAUUAAUAUCGGAAACAAUUACUGGUAAUGACGGUUAUCCAUUGUAUCGUCGCAGAUCGACAGCAGACAAUGGAAAAUCAACAAUUGUCAAAUUAAAUCAACUAGAUAUUGAAAUAGAUAAUCGUUGGAUUGUUCCAUAUUCACCCAUUUUAUCAAAGACAUUCAAAGCACACAUCAACGUUGAAUCUUGCCAUUCAGUGAAAUCUAUUAAAUACAUUUGCAAAUAUGUAACCAAAGGGAGUGAUAUGGCUGUGAUUGGAAUUGGUGCAGAGAAUUCCAAUGAUGAAGUUACCCAAUACCAAAUGGGCCGCUAUGUCAGUAGUAAUGAAGCAGUUUGGCGAAUAUUUUCUUUUCCUAUUCAUGAGAGACACCCUUCUGUUGUUCACUUAGCUGUGCAUUUAGAAAAUGGACAAAGAGUGUAUUUUACAGCACAGAACGCAGUACAAAGAGCUGCUCAGCCACCAUCUACUACAUUAACCAGUUUUUUUGAGACAUGCCAAAACGAUGAUUUCGCACAAACAUUGCUAUAUUCUGAAAUGCCAAAAUAUUAUACCUGGAAUCAAUCCUCAAGGAGAUUUAUACGACGGAAACAAGGAAAACCAGUUCCAGGAUAUACAGAUGUAUAUUCCACCGAUGCGAUUGGCCGGAUUUAUUCAGUACAUCCAAGCAAUGAUGGAUGUUUUUACUUACGACUGCUAUUAGUCAAUGUACGUGGCCCAACAUCAUUCCAACAGUUACGAAGUUAUUGA